Candida tropicalis MYA-3404 is the source of this 4698-nucleotide messenger RNA. RefSeq names its product Iqg1p (gene IQG1). The record is from RefSeq and is a predicted model, not a curated record. The transcript has a single exon. Bases 1 to 4698 code for a protein of 1565 amino acids. Lineage: Eukaryota; Fungi; Ascomycota; Pichiomycetes; Serinales; Debaryomycetaceae. Gene Ontology annotation, molecular function: actin filament binding; calmodulin binding; GTPase activator activity. Gene Ontology annotation, biological process: mitotic actomyosin contractile ring assembly actin filament organization; regulation of GTPase activity; regulation of actin cytoskeleton organization. Gene Ontology annotation, cellular component: cytoplasm; mitotic actomyosin contractile ring.
AUGCCUAUUACUGAUAUAACAGCUAGGUAUUUGAACUCGCUAGAGGAUACCAAUAAUAAUGUCAAACCAGUUCAAUCACGGACCAAUUCCCCCACUAAGUUCAAACAAUCCAACAACAAUGAAGAUUUGGAUGAUUUAGCAAGAGCAUUGAACAUUACUCCAAGUAGGAAAACCACCAAACCAUCAGUUACAACCACAUUAUUGAGAUCCAAAUUUGAAUCUCCUUCAGCUACUGUUUCAUCUUUCAAAACUAGUGAUUCCAGUAUUGGAUCAACAUCACCAAAGAAAAAUCACUUUGAAAUAGGUUCUGAUGAAACACCUAGUUGGGCAAAUAAAAACUAUAAAGAUGUUUUAAAAAGAUCACCAACUAAAAUCACCACUCCAUUGAAACCAUUAUCAGAACCAUUGGAUAAACCAUCUUCCAAACGUCCAUUCUUAUCUUCACCAAGUAAUAAUGCUUCAAAAGAUUCACCAGGAUAUGAAUAUUUAUGUCGAAUAGAAGCAAUUAAACUGUGGUUAGGACAAGUUUUACUGGAAGAUGUAGGAAAAUCUGCAGUAGAAUUGAUUUCAUAUAUUAGAAAUGGGAUUUUUCUUGCAAAAUUAGCAAAUGUAAUCUUACCUACUCAAAGACAAGUAUUUACCAAUGAUUCAAAAUUACAAUUUAAACAUACAGAAAAUAUUAAUAGAUUUUUCCAAUUAUUAGAUCAUUUAAAUAUGCCUGAUUUAUUCCGAUUUGAAUUAACUGAUUUAUACGAUGCAAAAAAUGUACCAAAAGUAUGGUUUUGUUUACAUGCAUUGAGUUAUAUAUUGAACAAACAAGAUUCAUCUUAUCCUAAAAUAGAAAAUUUAGUUGGAAAAAUUGAUUUUAAUGAUGAUGAUAUUAGAGCUGCUAAUAGAGCUUUGGUUAGUGCUCCAUUACCCAACUUUUCAGGAGCUCAUGGAGGUGACCUUGAUGAAACUGAUGGAGGUACAUAUAUGAAAAAAGUAACUUCUCCAAUAAAGAAAAUUGCUUCACCUGUAAAACAACUAAAAUUCAAACCUUCAACUACUCCAACAAUUAGAGACAAUGAAAAAGUAGAACAAGAAGAAGAGAAGGAAUUAGAAAAACAUGUCGAUGAUGAUCCAUUUAGAGAACCAAAAUCAUCAGCAACAACUCCCACAAAGUCACCGGGUACUCCAGAACCCGUAUUUAAAAUUAGACUGCCAGUUAUUUUGAAUACUACUCCUAAACUGACAGAUGAUUAUUAUACCCCAGAACUUGAACAACACAUGACAAAUAUUAUUAAAUUUCAAUCUUUAGCAAGAGGUGCUGUGUUUAGAUAUUCCAUGUUUGUUGAUAGAAUUUUGCUUAAAUCAUAUGAAGAAGAAUUCACAGACUUGUUUUCAAUAAUUCGUGGUAAUGUUAUCAGAGCAAAGACUGUUCAUAAACAUAGGGACGAUUUGAGAGCAUAUGCUUUUGAAAUUACAGAAUUACAAUCAAUUAUCCGAAGGAAAUUUGUUACCAAAAAGAAACCUGAUCUUACUGGAAUCAAGAUGUCCCAAUUCCAAGCUGUUAUAAGAGGUCAAUUACAAAGAAGUAAACUUAAAAAAAUUAAUGAAAGUUUGGAAAAAUCUAUACCAAAUGUUACAUCUUUACAAUCUUUGGUAAGAAUGAAGAAAAUCUUUUGCACAAGUGGUAGACUUGUAUCUCAUAUUGAUGAAAUUUUACCUUCAUUGAUACAACUUCAAUCAAUUGCACGUACACAAUUGUAUCAUAGAUCAGCUUUAUGUAAAGAUAUUGAUGAAAAACCAGUUGUUGCUUUACAAUCAAUUAUAAGAAGAAAUGCUGUUCUUGAAGAUCUUACCAUUAAACUUUCUCAAGUUCGUUCCAACAAACGUCAGUUUAUUGAAUUACAAAGUAUUGCUAGAGGUGGAAUUACUAGAACAAGGUUGUGUAAAAAUGUUUUGGUUACUUUGAUUUAUGAAGAUGGUAAAUUAAAUGAACUUUUUGCAAAAGUUAGAGGUAACAAGUUGAGAAGACUGGUCAAUGUCAAUAAACAAGAAUUAUUAAGAAUUGAAGAAUCAUGUGUUGUUCCUAUACAAUCUUUAUGCAGAGGAUUACUUUCUCGUGUUAAAAAAGUAUCCACCAUGGAUGAAAUUUAUACCCAUGUUGAUUCAAUCAUAACUUUACAGUCAAUCAUUAGAGGCAAAUUCAUGAGAAGAGAAAUUUAUGAAUUUGAAGAAUAUUAUAGAAAAAAUAUCAAUCAAGUUAUUAGAGCCCAAGCUAUAUUAAAAAGAAUAUUUGAUCAAAAUGCAUACAGAUCAUUAAUUUCAAGCAAAAAUCCAUCCCUUGAUGUCAUUCGAAGAUUUUUACCAUUGUUAUCAAACAGAGAUCGUGAUUUUCAAGAUGAAGUUGCUCUUUCAAGCAUUAGAGAUUCAAUAAUUGACAAGUGUAAGAUUAAUGAAGAUUUGGAAAAUCAAAUUCAACAAUUGGAUAUGAAACUUGCAUUGUUGGAUAAGAAUAAAAUCAGUAUUGAAGAGUUUAUUAAACCAACUACCAAAUCUUAUAGACCAGUUGUGGAAAAUGUUAAAAGUUUAGAACGAUUAACCAAAUCUUCCAAAAAAAGAAUUGAAUUAUAUCAAAGUUUCUUUUAUUUCCUUCAAACAAAUCCAGUUUAUUUAACAAAAUUAUACAAUUCAAUUCCUUAUAACAACAAGGAUACUAAAGUAAACAAAGAUAUGUUUCAAUUAAUUGUUCAAUUAUUCCCAGUUCGUGAUUCCUCGAUAACUGCACAUUCCCGUGAAGAAUAUUUUUUUAUCAAAUUGAUUAUCCUGUUGAUGAAAUCAGAUAUUUCAAAAUCACGAUAUGUUGGAGAUAUAACUAAAAUUCAUUUGACACAUUGGAUUGAAUUCUUGAUGGAUUUUAAUAACCAUACGUAUCAAAGACAACAUUUGAAAUCAUUAUGUGGUAAAUUUGUCAUUAGACUUGUUGAUAGUGAAGAUUUAGAUUUUGAAUCUGAUCCAAGUAGAAUUUAUGAAAGUAUCGUGGCUCAUGAAGUUAAAGUUCAUGGCUUUAGCAAUAGACCACGUGAUAUUUCACCACAAGCUGCUAUUCAAUUACCAGAAGUUAGUAAUAGAUUCGUGAACAAUUUGGUUUCUCUUAGAGAAAAUUGUUCUGAGUUGCUUGAUUUAUUAGAAAUCAAUGCUACCAAGAUUCCUGAUCAUGUAAGAUUAAUUGCUCGUCAAGGUUAUUUGAUGUCACAAUAUCAAUUCCCUGAUAAAUCUGAUCAACAACAUUUAGCAGUUGCUGGGGUUAUUUUCUUGAAACAUUAUAUUGGAACUAUAUUAAGAACUCCAGGAAAAUUUGGUAUUAAUGUUGGACAAUCUUCUAGAAAUAUGGAUAAUCUCAGACAAUUAUAUCGUGUCAUGUUGCAAUUGUUUUCUAUGAAAGUUUUCAGUGAUGAUUUUUUGAAACCUUUGAAUGAAUAUAUUUCUGCUGUUACUACAAGAGUUGAAUCUAUAAUUAGAAUUGUCAUUGAUGUUGAUAAUGAAAUUGAACUGGUUUAUGAAUUCAAUGAUUAUGAUGAUAUAGUUACUCAUCAAAGACCAAAAUUAACCAUGAGUACAAAUUCGAUUAGUCAAUUAGAAAAAAUCAUUCAACAAAAUAUCGAUAUCAUCACUGCUGGUAAUGAUGAUCAAUUAUACAAGAUUUGCAUGCAAUUGAAUAAUUUAAUUUCAACUCCGGAAGAUGUUAUUGCUUUUGCUGAAUUAUCCACUGUGGUAUUAAAUCUUGCUGCAAAUACUGUUGAAGAACCAGUUAUUGAUUCCAAAACAAGAGCACUUUUCACUCAGGCAAAGAGAUGUUUACUUUAUAUUAUCCGAGUCCAAGAUGGUGAUGAUCUUUUAGAAUUGUUAAUAGCUGGAAUUCAACCUAUUCACGAACAAAGAUUUGAAGAAGAAAAAGCAGCUUUAGGUAUGUUUGAAAGUAAAGAUAGAUCACUUUAUAAUAUAUCAAUUGGAGAUAUUUCAAAAUUAAGUUAUCAUGAUUUGAAGAAAAUGUGUUUGGAAAUCAUUCUUAAAUUAGAAUCAAUGGGUGAAUUGACAAGACGUAAUUCAUUCCAAGAAUUACUUAAUCAAAUUGCCAUGGAUAUUAAAACUAAAGAUACUCAAAGAAAACUUCGUAAAGAACAACUUGAAGCUUCUGAGAAAACAAUUAGCAAACUUACUCAAAAGGAACAAUUUUUACGUAAUCAAUUACGUGAUUAUAACAGACAUGUUGAUUCAGUUUUAAAUGAAUUACAAACUAAACCAAAGAAUAAGAAAAUUUUCAAUAUUAUUCCAGUGUUUAGUAAACAAUAUUUUUACUUACGUGAAUUACGUAAAAGAAAUAGAUUACCUAAAUUUGGAUCUUAUAAAUAUUCAGCAAAGAAAUUAAUGGAUCAGAAAGUACUUGUUGAUUAUGCUUUAAAUGCUUCUUCAAGUGCAUCUAAAUUAGAUUUCAUGUUUAGUUGUCAUCAAGCUGGUAAAUUCACUAUUGAAGUAGCAAGUGGUACAGUAAAUAUUCCUGGUGCUUCAAAUACAAUUACAUUAGAUGAAUUAUUAGGAAUGCAAUAUGAAAAUAAGAAAAAAUUUGAUAUGUUUGAUGGUAAAGUGACAUUUGAUUUAGAUAAUUUUAUGGCUUUGAUAUUUAGAAAAUUCUAUGAUAUCAAGAAAGAAUAG